Labrus bergylta (ballan wrasse) is the source of this 434-nucleotide messenger RNA. RefSeq names its product ubiquinol-cytochrome c reductase, complex III subunit VII (gene uqcrq). Gene Ontology annotation, biological process: mitochondrial electron transport, ubiquinol to cytochrome c. Lineage: Eukaryota; Metazoa; Chordata; Actinopteri; Labriformes; Labridae. The record is from RefSeq and is a predicted model, not a curated record.
UUUAGUGUUGGCAGCCGACCGGCGCUUCAAAGUAAAGGAAGGACACCGGAAGUCUAUCAGCAGACACUGUUGAGCAGCAGUACGAUCGGCUCUCUGGUGAACAUGGGUAAACACUUCGGAGACUUGGCCAAGAUCAGGCAUGUGAUCACAUACAGUCUGUCCCCCUUUGAGCAGAGGGCUUUCCCCAACUACUUCUCCAAGGGAAUCCCCAACGUGUGGAGAAGGUUCACAGCCUCUUUCUUCAAAGUUGCCCCUCCGAUGGCUCUCAUGUACCUGACAUACACCUGGGGCAACAGUGUCCAUCAGCAGGGCAAGAGGAAGAACCCUGCUCAGUAUGAAAAUGAUGAAUGAGCUCCUGCCACUUUCCUGAAAGCUGCCCUCUCUGUUAUUAAAUCCAACUCUGUAUGUUUCACCAAUAAAGAUUUAAAUAUGUA